Molecule: messenger RNA, 3936 nt
Organism: Trichosporon asahii var. asahii CBS 2479
Lineage: Eukaryota; Fungi; Basidiomycota; Tremellomycetes; Trichosporonales; Trichosporonaceae
Exons: 10
Coding region: 1-3936 (1311 amino acids)
Molecular function (GO): protein binding
Source: RefSeq, a predicted model, not a curated record
AUGGCGACGAGCGCGUCCAACACCCAGCGCGACAUCACUGGUAAGCUCGUCAUCCAGUCAUUCGCAGCUGACAUCAGUCCCGCCGGGACUCCUCGCCUCCGAUGUACGAGACGAGCAAGGGUAGUGCGAAGAGGUGAGUUCAUGCUUUCUACCGACAAAUGCAUCAAGUCAGUGGUGUUCGGCGACACGGAAAAUCUCUGGGAGGUGCUGUGGUACCCUAACUCCGGCGUGCAGGGAGGUGAAUUCGCGAGUCUGUACUUGUCGUGUGUCCAGGAGCGUGAGCAGGGCAUCAACGGCAAAUGGACCCGCAAGGGGUUGUGGCUGUUCCGCUUCGACGUGAAGGUGAUGGACGAGCGGACGAACAAGAUGCAGACGCUUUGCUAUAAGGAGGCGUCGGACCACACGUUUGCGGUCAAGACGGCCAACUGGGGCUGGCAGCAGUUCGUCAAGCGCGACCACCUGUUCCUGCACCCUAGCGUGGUCGCGAACGACACCUUUACCAUCGUGUGCACCAUCUCGGGACAAUCUCUCCCGCCGCUCGGCUACCGCCUCGGCAUGGCGCCCCCGCGCCAGAGCGGCUGCACGUCUUCUGAGGCGGCGAUCGACACUGGCGCGUCUGGAGGACCGAAGCGUAUUGUACCCCGUGACCUCGUUUCCGCUGUUGGUGACAUGUUUGAUGACCCAUGUGAGCUUUCUUGUGUGGAUAUCGAGCUGACAGCAGUGUACUCUGACAUCGAGUUCGAUGACCUGGACGAUCUGCUGGAUACGCUGUCGGACUCGGACGUCGAGGACGAGGCGAUGAACAACGUGAACUCGCUGUUCUCCUCGACAACAACGCGAGAUGAGCCGCUGGCGGACAUGAGUCAGAGGAUUCAGCCGGAUAUCCACUUUGCGGAGGGCGCACCGCCGGUAAACCCUGCCGAGAUCGAAAGCGAGCACGGGCUCGGCAGCGCCGACAGCGUGCUCAGCGAUGAGGAUAUGGAGACAAGGUCGCAGAGCAUGGCCGAGGGCGACGACGACAUGGCUGAGGAGAGCCACGAGGCCGCACCCCGCAUGCCAGUCCGUCGCAUAUCGCGCAAGCGUAUGCGAGAGCGCGACGAGGCCGCCGUGAUCGGGCCGAAGAAAACACGGGUUGUGGUCAAGGAUGCGGCAUGGAGCACAUGGUGGGCGAUUCUCUACUGGUGGCUUUUGGAGAGGGGCAUGCGCGAGGGCGAGGGAGCGACCGGGCCGCGCCCCGUGAGCGCCAAGUCCGUGUACCGCCUCGCAGACAAACUGGAUCUGCCGGCGCUCAAGAUGCGUGCAUUCCAGCACAUCUGCUCCCAGCUUACCUCCCUGAAUAUCCCUGCGGAGGUGUUCUCGCGUUUCAGCUCGACCUUCGACGAUGUCCGCAAGCAUUGGGGCGAGAUCAAGAAGUCGGACACAAUGCAGAAUAUCUGGAAGCAGAUUCGUGGUGGCAAGCAUGUCGGCUUCGAGGAGGCUUCGUACGCCGAGGGACGAUUCACUGGAAACGCAGCGAGGUUCCCACACAAGCUCACGCUUCACGGUUCACUCGACAUCACUGACGACAGCAUGACGGUGGCUACAUCAUCUUGUCUCGUCUCGGCACGACGAUUGAGCGGACUGAAGCUCAGGAACGAGAUCAGGAAGGUCCGCCUGCUGGAGCCUGAAGACGCCAAGGGGAAAGCAAGAAGGGGAGCAAGGAGUCGGAGGGACCGGCGUCUCGUCCAGGCACCACUCGAACUCUGGUGGUGGUUCCUGCGUUCCUAUGCUGGGCGACCUCCUGCGAGUCCUGCCGUUCCCGACUACAGCUCUUGUCUCAUCCUCUCUGUGCAUGGAUGCUCGGAUCACGGAGCUCUCGACACGAGCCGUUCGACUACAGUUUCUGCCGAACCGACCAUGGCGCCUAGGCCGUCAUCGCCGAGCCCGCUGGUGAAGGGGCCGAGGAAGAGCGCUCCCGCCAGCACAAGUGCUGGCUCCAACGGCACUGAGGAGAACAAGCUCAAGAAGGCGCUCAAGUAUCCGAAACGCAAGGCUGUUGACGUCAAGCGCUCGCUCAGCCAGACCCACCUCCCGACUUCGUCAACGACCUCCCUUCGUUCUAACCCCACAUCUUCCGCCCGUCCGUCGUCUCACCGCCCCUCGGCGUCCGCCUCGUCUUUUGUCAUUCCGUCCGCCCGUGGGUCCGUCGCCUCUGAACCGCCCACUCGUAUCCCGUCCAAGCUGAGGAAGAAGUCGGGCGAUCUGCGGCGCGAGAAGAGCAUCGAAUUGAAGGAGAAGCGGAGUUCCGGAUUCGCGCGGGUGUUGGGACGGAAUAAGAGCGUCGAUGUGCUCUCCUCGACUGCCAAGCCAGAACAGAAGAGGCAGAUCUCCCAAACCAUCGUCGACUUCAACUCCGCCCACCCCUCCUCUCAGCCUUCCUCCUCGCGCCCCUCACCUCCGCUCGGAGCAAGCAGCCGCUCGUCCGUCUUCUCGAACCACGGCUCGCAUACUGGCGGCCUUGGCGAGCCAUGGGUCGAGCGCAGCAGUAUGGACGAGCCGGGCGUGCUCGGCUCUCCUGUGUCUUUCUCGCCGUCUCUGCCGAGUCUCGCUUCUCCGCCACGCAAGCUGAUCCCGCGAGAGGCGCGCGGCUCCAUGUCUCCCAACAAACGCCAGAGUUUCACGGACACGGCAUCAGUGCUGUCAUCACCCGGAAUGGGACGGCCGGGACGACAAGUCAGCGUCAAGAUCGUGGACGCACCCGGUCACGAACCGGUCAGCAUGGCGGAGUUCUUUGCCAAUGACUCCGACUUCUCUGACUCUGAGGACGAGGCGGAGCCGACUGCUCAGCGCGAGCCCAGGCGGCAGCCGUCCCAGGCCAGCGUGUCGAGCAAGGGUAGCAAGGGCCGCAUGCGCCGUAUCUCGUCUGGAUUCAGCAAGCUGAACAAGAGCCUGCACGACCUCGGUACCGGCGGCGGAAGCGGAGGUAGCGGUGACAGGGAGAAGGACGCGAGCCUUGCGAGCAGGUUCAACAAGAGCCUGCACAACCUCGCCGACAACUAUAUCGUGAAGCCCGAGAAGAGCGACCGCACCCGAGAGUCGAGUCCACCCUUCGAGCUCCAGCCCGCCUCAGUCGCAGGCAGCAGCAACAGCAGUCUCCACCCGACCACCCCGCCACGGAAAGGACCGAGACGAAGCGCUUCGCUCAUGACAAAGUUCAACAAGUCACUCCACGAUCUGGCUGAUACGCUGAAACCGGAAGAGAUCCCAGAGUACGAAGGGGGAGCGAAGGUCUCCCGCCGUCACUCCUACAUCCCGCGUCUCGUGCGGAGUCUCUCGCGCAAUCCCUCGCAUGCGUCGACGGGAUCGCUCAGCCCCGCCCACUCGGCACUCGUGCCCCCGAGCCCUGGGGAGAGUUAUUCGGCGCAGUCGUCCAUUAUGCUCGAGUCUGAGCCGAGUCUCCAGUUCGAGCCCCUCGUCGAGGAGCCCGAGCCAGCUGAGAUCACUGAGCAGGCUGGGGGCGAGGAUGCCAGCGCCACGGAACCUCCCGUUUCUAUGGUCCCUACGUCGCCUAGAACGCCCGACGGCAAGCCCGUGACAACUCCGUCUUCUCCUCUCCACUCCCUCCCGCCAGUCUCGCCCCGCUUCGCCUCUCCUGCGUCGCACACUCACGCGCGAACGCCAAGUUCGCCAGGACGUACGCACGACUCGCUGGGCAUCGACUUUGGCGUCCUGCUUGCCGAGGGCCGAGCCAGCACCGAAGUCGAGAUCGGUCACGGCGACGACGUCCCGCGCCCAACUGUCAGGCGUGGACGCGGGUACACGCUUAGCAAGAGCGAUGCGCCCUUCUCAGCUGAGGAGGCGGAGCACGGCGAGCUGGAAAGGCUCUCGGGCCGCGUGCUCAGCAAGGAGGAGGCGAGGCGGAGUAUCGUGGCGGAGUAUCGUCUCCGUCGCGGCUAG